Daucus carota subsp. sativus is the source of this 1384-nucleotide messenger RNA. Its product is annotated as protein LIKE COV 1. Bases 228 to 1043 code for a protein of 271 amino acids. Gene Ontology annotation, biological process: stem vascular tissue pattern formation. NCBI's taxonomy places the organism in Eukaryota, Viridiplantae, Streptophyta, Magnoliopsida, Apiales, Apiaceae. Gene Ontology annotation, cellular component: Golgi apparatus. The record is from RefSeq and is a predicted model, not a curated record. The transcript is spliced from 7 exons.
AUAAGUGAUAAAUAAAGGUUGGCCUAGAAGGAUUGAUUAAGACUUAAGAGUAGGCGAAGCAAAGAGUCCGUUGUGCGGUGGAAUCUGCUACUUGAGUGCCAUACUCAACUUCCUCCGAGUAUAUAGUACAGAGAGAGAAAGAGAAAGAGAAAGAGAGAGAUAUUUGUAUUCGAGAGAGAGAAAGAGAUUAGAAUACGAGAGAGAGAGAGAGAGAGAGAGUGUGUGCGAUGGGAGAUGACAGAUUGAGUUCGAUAAUGAUGGCGAGAGGUGAUAAUAGAGAUCGAGAACUUCUCAUUCCGGUAGCUCACUCGCCGCCGUCAACCUCCUCCGGUGACGAUGACGAGUCUUCGAAGCCUUCUUCUCCCACUGUUGCUUCAUCUCAUCUCUCCGGCCGCGAGACAUUUUACAAAGUCGUUAGGAGUUGGGCAUCAAAAAAGUUCAUGACUGGAUGUGUCAUCAUGUUGCCGAUAGCUAUCACUUUCUAUAUCACAUGGUGGUUUAUUCAUUUCGUUGAUGGGUUUUUCUCUCCUAUAUAUGCUCAGCUGGGAAUUGAUAUAUUUGGUCUCGGCUUUAUGACAUCUAUCACUUUCAUUUUCUUUGUUGGAGUGUUCAUGUCAUCAUGGUUGGGGGCAUCUGUUUUAGGUCUUGGAGAAUGGUUUAUCAAGCGUAUGCCAUUUGUUCGUCACAUUUACAAUGCUUCCAAGCAAAUUAGUGCUGCAAUAUCUCCAGAUCAGAACUCACAAGCAUUCAAAGAAGUGGCCAUCAUAAAGCAUCCACGUCUUGGUGAAUAUGCUUUUGGCUUCAUCACAUCAUCUGUUCUUCUCCAGACUUAUUCGGGAGAGGAGGAGCUAUGCUGUGUAUAUGUCCCUACCAAUCAUCUCUAUAUUGGUGAUAUAUUUAUGGUCAAUGUCAACGAUGUUAUAAGACCAAAUUUAUCAGUUCGGGAAGGGAUUGAGAUUGUGGUGUCCGGUGGAAUGUCAAUGCCCCAGAUUCUAACAACAUUGGAGUUGAGGACCGGUAUUGAUAGAAGCCGAAUGGACUGAAACUGUAAAUAGUAGGUAUCAGCAGAUAACAGAUCACUUGUCUUGCUUGAAAUCAUGAUGAGUACUCAGUUGUGCUGCUAAUUCUUCUCGUAUGUGUAGAAUUUUGAAUUAUAAUUGUUAGAUUGUCGUUGCUAUUGUUACUUGGGCUGCUAUCUAGGAUGCUAGGGUCUUGGCAUUUGCUUAAUGUAUGGUAGUUUGUUAGUGUUUUUUUUUUUUUUAAGAGACACUAUUGCACAUAUAGCCUGUCUGUCGUAGAAGAAGGAAUACUACUCACAGUUCUUUAAUAUUAGGCAAUGUGCCAAGGUAAUCCGGAAUAUUUCCGAUGAAGCUAUUAUUCUGCA